Chilo suppressalis (striped riceborer) is the source of this 731-nucleotide messenger RNA. The record is from the annotation of a GenBank genome assembly. NCBI's taxonomy places the organism in Eukaryota, Metazoa, Arthropoda, Insecta, Lepidoptera, Crambidae.
GGUUUUUGUAAACAGCAGAUUUUAAUAUUGGAUAUUAAUUUUUUAUUUCAUUUUAAAUAUGUCUAACCGGAAUCCUAAUACUCUGAUGAGUAUUCCAGACGAGCAAUUUGAUUAUCUAUUUAAGAUUGUGUUAAUUGGUGAUUGUGGAACUGGGAAAACAUGCAUUGUGCAACGUUUGAAAUCAGGAAACUUCAUAGAAAGGCACGGGAAUACGAUAGGCGUAGAUUUUUCAAUGAAAACGCUCGUAGUGGAUGGGAAGAAAGUUAAGCUUCAAAUAUGGGAUACCGCUGGUCAGGAAAGAUUCAGAACCAUCACACAGAGUUACUAUCGUUCUGCAAAUGGAGUUAUUAUAGUUUACGAUAUAACAAAGAGAUCAACAUUCUUAUCUCUUCAAAAAUGGAUUGAAGAAGUCCGAAGGUAUACAUCAUCAAAUGUUAUUGUUUCCCUAAUAGGAAACAAGUGUGACUUGGUAGAACAACGUGAAGUGGAGCCAGAUGAACCGAAGUCUUUCUGUCGAUAUGUUCCUGAAAUCAUGUUUGUAAUGGAGACUUCUGCUAAAGACAACACUAAUGUGGAGGACACUUUCCGUAGCCUUGCCACUGAACUGAAGAGGCAGCAUGACAACAGUGAAGGUCCUCCGGCUGAAUCUGAUUCUGUUGUACUCGGGGAAAGUCAUUCUGUAAGUAGAUGCCAGCCAUGUCACUCGUCUUAGGCCAUUUCAUACAUAGCAC